Molecule: messenger RNA, 1745 nt
Organism: Hylaeus anthracinus
Lineage: Eukaryota; Metazoa; Arthropoda; Insecta; Hymenoptera; Colletidae
Product: lipase 3-like
Exons: 9
Coding region: 395-1636 (413 amino acids)
Molecular function (GO): metal ion binding; oxidoreductase activity, acting on single donors with incorporation of molecular oxygen, incorporation of two atoms of oxygen; hydrolase activity, acting on ester bonds
Source: RefSeq, a predicted model, not a curated record
GUUUUCAUCAUACUGGAGAGUCUCAGGGGAUUCCCUCUUUUCCCGAGUGUACAAGAAGAAUCUGGUUUGGAUCUCGCUAGGAUGCUGUGGCGGCCGUUUUAGCGUCAAACGGGGUGGUGGAUCAGCGAAACAACCAACGAGCACCAGGUGCACAAAUAAUCUGGAAACCAUUGGAGGCUUUGAUAAACUCGAGAUUGGACACAAAUGAUUCUUGCGUUGAUUGUAUCGAAGUAUCUUUGCAAUGAUUAGCAUGUAGUCAACACCUGUGCUGGUUGAUAUUUUUAACUAAUCAGCUAGGUAUGUAAUCCAGACAGACCUAGAUAAGGGAUAUAUUAUAUACACCUGGCAAUAUGAGAUUGGUCUUGUCCUGUUGAGGAAGUAUUGUUGUGCAACAAUGUUAAGGCCACUCUUCGUUCUGGGCUGUGUUGUGCCAGUGAUACUUGGUAUACCAUUGUCAGAGGAUGAAUAUGAAGUCAAUAAAACCAACUUUGUGUUUGAGGAUCUGGAUCAUCUUCUUGCUUAUGUGCAAACUCCUACAGAGCGAGUGCGAAAUUUGGGAUACGUAGCUGAAAUUCAUCAAGUAGUCACUGAGGAUGGAUACAUCUUGCAGAUGGACAGAAUUGUAGGAUCAAAGAGUAGUCACGCAUCUGACAAAAAAAACCCUGUGCUCCUAAUUCAUGGACUUUUGGACACCAGUGCUGCCUGGGUGCUGCCAUGCCCUGAAAAAGGUUUAGGCUAUAUAUUAGCCGACCAGGGAUAUGAUGUAUGGAUGGGAAAUGUGCGUGGUUCUAGAUUUUCAAGAAGACACGUGACAUUGUCUACCAAAGACAAAGACUACUGGAUGUUCAGUUGGCAUGAGAUGGGAAUGUUUGAUAUCCCAGCAAUGAUUGACUAUAUCUUGACAAACACUAGAAAAGAGAAGCUCUACUAUGUUGGUCAUAGUCAAGGAAGCACCUCCUUCUUCGUGAUGGCAAGUGAAAAACCGGAAUAUCAAGAGAAAAUCAUAGCAGCAUUUACUUUGGCACCAGCAGUCUUCAUGUCCAGAGCGACCCACCCUCUCAUCCGCUUGUUAACUCCACACAUUAACAAUGCAAAAAUACUGACAGACCUGAUAGGUAUGUAUGAGUUCAAGCCGUCAAGCUCCUUAGUGAGAACACUGAGUAAAAUUAUGUGCAAAGAUGAAAUGCCCACUCAACCAUUGUGCAAAACUGCAUUUGGCAUCAUGGGUGGACGUAACGAUAAGGACUUCAACAUUACUCUAAUACCUGAGAUUGCGCAAUAUGAUCCUGCUGGAGCAUCUACAAGACAGUUUGUACACUAUGCACAAUUGUGCACCUCUGGAAAUUUCGCACACUAUGAUCAUGGCCUUGUAGGUAAUUUGUUGAAUUAUGGCAGUAUACAACCUCCUAAGUAUAACAUUGCCAAUAUUAAGACACCUAUUUAUUUGUACUAUGGUAACAAUGAUGAAAUGGUCAAUGUAAAGGAUUUAGAGCAGUUAUACGAGACGCUACCAAAUGCUCAGAAAUUUUUGGUUCCGUACAAAUGGUUUGCACAUCUCGACUUUCUUUGGGGUAUGCAAGCCAAAAAUUUGGUAUACGACGGAAUACUUAAUCUUAUGGCGCAAUAUAAGAUUUAAAGAAUAAGAUUUUAAAAAAGUGUAAUAAAUGUGAUACAAUGUGAUAUAAUGUACGAUUACAACUUGAUCUCUAAGAAAGUAUAUCAACUGUAAUAUUGUAUGGAACAGA